Messenger RNA from Styela clava, 2115 nucleotides. Its product is annotated as DNA polymerase alpha subunit B-like. Gene Ontology annotation, molecular function: DNA binding. NCBI's taxonomy places the organism in Eukaryota, Metazoa, Chordata, Ascidiacea, Stolidobranchia, Styelidae. Gene Ontology annotation, cellular component: alpha DNA polymerase:primase complex. Gene Ontology annotation, biological process: DNA replication; DNA replication initiation. The record is from RefSeq and is a predicted model, not a curated record.
CCAUCUCGAGCUCGUUGGGGAUCUGGCAACACUGUUGAGUUGAGUCGACGCACCUCAUUCUUUCUAGUUUUCCCGCCUUUGGGUCCGCAGUGCGCACAGGCGUAUGGGUCGGCGUGGCGAUGGUUAUGGUUUGUUUUAUCUCUUGACUGCUUCAUGUUGAAGUUAGUGGUUUGUUGAAAGUGUAGCGGUUGGGCAUAACAUUCCCUAAUACUCCGACUUUAAAUUAUGGCUGACACAACAGCAGAUGACGUGAAAGAGAGCUUGUCUAUAUUUGAUAUAAACGUUCAAGAUGAUGGCACAUUAGAAAAAAUGCUUGAAAUUGCAACAUUGUUCAACUAUGAUGCAGAUUCAAUCGUAAAUGAAUGGCUGGCUUAUCAAAGUACACAUGGAUGUAAGCUGAGCAUUGAAAAUCUUGACAAACUUCUUCUUGAGAAAACAGUUCAGAAAAAUCGUUCAAAGAACAGUUCGACACCUGCAUCCAAUCGGAAACGAAACCCUUUGGUAUUAUACACUGCGGAUAAUAUUGCGUCAUUGCACGAUAGUUCAAUUUCAGAAGAUGUAGAGGAAAAUGAUUUAUUAAGCGCUUACGGAACUCCAAAUCGAGUCAAUACUAAACAAAAACGAACUCAAAAUAUGACACCAAAAUCUGCCAUUAAGACGAAGCCUACUGAUAAUAUUUCAGCGAGUCCAGCUGUAUUUUCGCCCUCUUCAUUCUCACCUAGCUCGACAUCUUCACAGAAGUAUACGAGUCGGAGUAACUCCGGUAGUGUUUUGGAUAGUUUUGGUCCGAGUCACGAGUCCAUAACAAACCAUAGAGGAACGGGAAGACAAAUAUCCAUUGUCGUGGACAAAAAACGCAAUAUUAGUAAACCAUAUAAAUAUAUGUUCCAGAAAUUGGUGGAUUUGUCUGAUGUUUUGGACGAAAUGAUAGAAAAUGCUGCUGAAACUAUACAAUCGCAAAACUCUUCUGAAAUAGAUGUUUAUUCACCAUGUUCAAUGCAUUCCCAAGAACCUGUUCAUAUCGUCGGAAGAAUCUGCUGCGAUUCUAGCGGAGGUGUAGGAAGGUUGAAUUCGCAGUCUGUUUUAUUACAAGGUGAUAGAGGAAUUUCAAGCGGAAAAUAUGUUGCGAUUGAUUUGAGCCAACUAGAAGAGUUUUCUUUAUUUCCAGGACAGAUUGUAGCUAUGCAAGGCAUCAACCCAACUGGUAAAAAAUUCAUUGCAACGAAAGUGUAUACAGCCAAUUGUGAUGAAACUAAUAAAAGAAAUAUUGACAUAAGCGCAUCAGACCCAUUGAGUCUCCUCAUUGCAGCUGGACCAUUCACAACUUCAGAUUGUCUAAGCUAUGAACCUUUGCAUGAUUUGAUCACCAUAGUGAAAAACACCAGACCGGAUGUUACAGUCAUUAUUGGACCUAUCCUGGACAACAAACAUGAUCAUGUGAAGUCAGGAAAAAUCAUGAAUCCAUUUGAAGAAGUUCUUGAAGAUAAAUUAAAUUACAUAGUCGAAGCUAUUGGAGGACUUACUCAUUUGGUUAUUGCAUCAUCGAUAAAAGAAGCAAGCUGUCAUCCUGUUUACCCACAGCCCCCAUAUUUGUCAUCCCCAAACGUCAGGAACGUUCAUUUUGUUGGUGAUCCAUCUAUAUUAGAAGUUAAUGGAUUAAAAAUUGUGUUAACAUCCAAUGAUAUAUUAUUCCAUCUUGGAGGUGAAGAAAUAUCAAAAGUAAAGGGACAAUCUGAUAGACUUGGUAGACUAGCUGGACAUAUUCUUCAACAAAAAAGUUUUUAUCCGUUAUACCCAUCAAAUGAAUCCGUUAAUGUUGAUUGGAUUGCUGCAGAACAAUAUGGUGCUAUACCUCAACGUCCAGACAUUGCUAUACUGCCAUCAGAUUUAAAAUGUUUCAUUAAAAACAUAGACGGAUGUGUUUGUAUAAAUCCUGGUAGACUUGCUAAAGGAAUGACUGGCGGAACUUUCACACAGAUUUUAGUAGAACCUGCUGAAUCUGAUGGCAAAGAUUGUGCUGUCGAAAUUAGUGCUCAAAUCGUUAAAAUUUAAUGUUGUUUUUUUACUGUUGUGUAUUUUUCAAUCAUUAGACAUAAUAAAAGCUUUUUUAUAAAA